Messenger RNA from Paecilomyces variotii, 1804 nucleotides. Its product is annotated as curved DNA-binding protein. Lineage: Eukaryota; Fungi; Ascomycota; Eurotiomycetes; Eurotiales; Thermoascaceae. Bases 78 to 1544 code for a protein of 488 amino acids. The record is from RefSeq and is a predicted model, not a curated record. The transcript is spliced from 6 exons.
GACGAAGUCGCGUAACGGAUGUUACCCAGAAAGCUCUCUAGAUACUCGUAAAAGUAAAAGAACCACGGACGAGGCCCAUGACGUUGCGCGCGGGACGACGAAUGAUAAUAAUAAAUCCUUACUUAGCGGGCGGUCAGUCGAAUCUCGCGAAGCCCUGCCAGACCCCACCGUCAACCGUCGAAAACCCCGCCAAACCGGUUGCACACGACCCUGAAAAGGCAGAUCGAAAUAGCUCUACGUUCUCGCACAUCCACCCCGAGAGUAUCUGUGCAGUAAUUCCUCCAGCGCGAGGACCAUCAGACACAAUGGCUGAGACUCAGGCCCCCGAGGUUGACUACACCUUGAACAACCCCGAUACCUUGACCAAGUACAAGACUGCGGCGCAGAUCUCGCACAAGGUCCUAGAAGCCGUCUCAGGAUGGUGCCUUGAGGGCGCGAAGAUCGUGGAGCUUUGCCAGAAGGGUGACCAGCUUCUCGAGGAGGAGAUUGCCAAGGUCUACAAGGGCAAGAAAGUCUCCAAGGGUUUCGCCCACCCCACGACGGUGUCCCCGAGCUCUUACGUGACUCCGUACACUCCUCUGCUCUCUGACGCGGAGGAGGCCAACACGACGCUCAAGGCCGGAGAAGUCGUUAAGAUCCAACUGGGCGCCCAGAUUGAUGGAUUCGGAACCAUUGUCUGUGACAGCAUCGUUGUUGCCGGGGCUGAGGACGCCGUCACCGGCCGCGAGGCCGACCUCCUGCUUGCGACACACUACGCCAAUGAGUUGCUUCUGAGACUCAUGGUCCCUCCCGGUCUGCUGGCCACCGGAUCCGAGGAAGAGAAGCAGAAGGCUGCUGCUGAGAAGCCUCCUACUCAGACCCAGAUUUCCAACCUGAUCGAGAAGGUCGCCAAGGCGUACGACUGCAACGUUGUCGAGAACACCACCAGCUGGCAGUUCGAGCGUAACGAGAUCGAGGGCAAGAAGAAGAUCAUCCUGAGCCCCGGUUCUGGCACUAAGGGCGACGGUGUCCCCGAGGUGGGAGAGGUCUGGGGAGUCGAGAUUGGCAUGAGCUUGGGAUCUGGAAAGGUCAAGACCUUGUCGCACCGCGCUACUCUGCACCGCCGUACCACCACGACAUACAUCCUCAAGCGUCCUAGCUCGAGACAGACCCUGUCCGAAAUCGUCAAGAAGUUUGGAACCUUCCCCUUCAGUCUGCGUCAGCUCGAUGACGAGAAGGCCGGUAAGGUCGGUGUCGUUGAGUGUGUCCGUGGCGGCGUCGUCCGACAGUACGAGCCCGCCGGUGACUCGGACAACGCUCCUGUGGCCAGACUCCUGACUACCAUUGCUAUCACCAAGAACGGCAUCACCAAGCUUGCUGCUCCUCCCGAGCCUGAUCUGUCCAAGAUCAAGUCGGACAAGAAGAUCGAGGACGAGGAGAUCCUGAAGAUCCUCGAGCGUCCGAUCUCCAAGUCAACGGGUGCCAAGGGCAAGAAGAACAAGAAGAAGAAGAAGCCCGCUAAGACUGCCCAGGGAGAGGGAGAGGAGUCCGGCGAUGAGGAGUAAACUCGACGCGGAAACACGGUUUUUGUCCAGUCUGAUAUAUGCUUCGCAUUGGAAAGACUCUAUCUAUGACUCCCCUGAGCUGUACUUGCACGCCGCGGCCCGAGGGAAUAUGGCAUUGGUAGUUCCACAGUGAAUCCCAGCAGUACGCGGGAUCCAGUCAUGUCGGUUGAUAUGACGAUCAUGUAAAGGGUUUCUCUCUAAAGGCCCUUGUCUUUCUAGUUAGCAAAAUAAAACCAAAAAAAAUUGGUCUCUAUCACGCA